This is a messenger RNA of Peronospora belbahrii, 1146 nucleotides long. The record is from the annotation of a GenBank genome assembly. Lineage: Eukaryota; Oomycota; Peronosporomycetes; Peronosporales; Peronosporaceae.
AUGACCACUAACAAAGUCCAGAUCCCCGUUGUCUCCAUGAUUCCCGGCAUCGGUGAUGCCGUUCGUCAACAACUUUCGUCACCAAUAGCUUCAUCCGUCGCAGCCAAACUGUACCAGUCGUCCAAGCUCGAUAUCGUCGACCUACCUAUGCCUGUGGUUUGUCCUCCCAAUGCCAGCAAUAACCACCAGCCCGAAGAACCUGUCGAUGUUGCCACAUCCUUUGCCCCCAAGUGGAAUCUCGACCCCAAGCAGCAGCAGAUUUUAGAAGACGCUGAGAUACUCUUUAUGGACGCCCAUGUAGCUGCACCACUGUUGCUCGCGCCCAAGACAAACCUGCCAUUUGAGCUGCAGCAUCUGCUGAAGAAAGUGAAAUGGGUGCAAGGCACCUACGCUGGAGUGGACUCGUAUCACCAAUACCCUACUGCCUCAGAAGCCCCAGGCUUUACGGUCUCACGUGCAGGUGGGAUCAUGCCGACAGCGUUGGCUCAAUUUGUUUUCGGAUACGUAAUUGCGAUUGAGCGCAAACUCUUUCAGGCGACACAGUACCAGAAGAAGCGCGUGUUCGGUCGAUGGGAACUCAAGUACCGCUCGUUCCAGCAAUUGACGAUCGGCAUCCUCGGUCUCGGUGAAGUUGGUCAGGAGAUCGGCCGCAUAUUCAAAGCGGCUGGGUUCCAAGUAGUAGGGUUUAAGCGUCGUGUAAGUGACGAAGAUAGGAAAGCGCUUAUAAUGAGUGCUGACCGCAUAUUAACUGACUUGGGUGAGGUUCUAGAGCACAGUGACUAUGUGGUGAAUGUCCUGCCCAGCACGAGUGCAACUCGUUACUUACUGACUGAGAAUACGCUCAAGCGUUGCUGUAACAAAACGCCGGUAUUCAUUAAUGUUGGUCGCGGCGAUGUCAUUUCGGAGAAAACAAUACUUGCCGCUCUUGACAAGGGUCUGCUGUCAAAAGCCGUGCUCGAUGUUUUUGAACAGGAACCACUGCCGAGAGAGAGUCCAUUAUGGUCGCAUCCGAAGGUAAUUGUAACACCGCAUAUUGCUGGCACUGUUUUCCCGGAGGACGUCGCGGAUGUAUUUGUGAAAAACCUCAACCGUUAUUUGGAAGGAAAAGUGGUGCUGUAUCAGAUGGAUUGGUCAAGCGGCUACUAG